GCAUUAGAGAAGAUGAGAGGUGUUUAUGAACGGAACCCUCAGAUGGGAGACCCAGCCAGUCUAGAACCUCAGAUCACCCAGACCUCGCAGAACGUUGGACGACUCAGAGGACAACUCACCAAAUACGAGUCGUGGCUGGCUGAAGUUUUCAGAGGAGAUGAUUCUACCAACACUGCUGUCAACAACAAUCAACACUGUUCCAUGUCAGCUGAUCCGUCUCAGAACAUCUACUCAGAGUUUGAUGAAGACUUUGAUGAAGAUGUGGAGACUCCUAUAGGAAAGGCUACUGCCCUCUACACCUUCCAAGGUUCCAGUCAGGGGACAGUGUCUAUAACAGAAGGGGAACAGCUCAGUGUGAUGGAGAGAGAUAAAGGAGAUGGAUGGAUGAGGGUUCUACGAGCCAACGGAGACGAAGGAUACAUCCCCUCAUCCUACGUCAAAUUCUAGACAAUAACACACACACACGUAUACACACGGAUACACACAUGGAUACACACAUGGAUACACACACUCUCCUUUUAGCCAAGGACUUCCUGUGUGUUUAAGCAUUACCACCCCCUCUACCUCUCUCUCCCUCUCUCUCUCUCUCUCUCUCCCUCUCUACCUCUCCCUCUUUACUUCUCUCUCUCUCUACCUCUCUAC
Messenger RNA from Salvelinus namaycush (lake trout), 642 nucleotides. Its product is annotated as cdc42-interacting protein 4 homolog. The record is from RefSeq and is a predicted model, not a curated record. The transcript has 4 exons. Bases 13 to 447 code for a protein of 144 amino acids. Gene Ontology annotation, molecular function: protein binding. NCBI's taxonomy places the organism in Eukaryota, Metazoa, Chordata, Actinopteri, Salmoniformes, Salmonidae. Gene Ontology annotation, biological process: signal transduction.